Messenger RNA from Adineta ricciae, 858 nucleotides. The record is from the annotation of a GenBank genome assembly. NCBI's taxonomy places the organism in Eukaryota, Metazoa, Rotifera, Eurotatoria, Adinetida, Adinetidae.
AUGGGUGAAAAUUUAACUGAUGAAGAAAAGGCAACGAUUGCUCGACGUUUCAUUGCUCAUGCACCACCGGGUGAAUUCAACGAAGUUUUUAACGAUGUUCGAACGUUAUUGAAUGACGAUGCGUUAGUUCGACGAUCAGUUUCAAAAGCAUUUGCUGAAUAUAAUCGUGAUCAAUAUAUACCUACGAAAGUGCAAGGCUCUGAAGAGGAAUGUCUGGUUACCGAUACUAAUGAUUUAGGCGACGGACGAUUUUAUGAUCCUCGCACACGACAAACUUUCAAAUUUGAUCAUCUACGUCGUGAAGCAUCGGAAUAUCAACCGCAUUCGAUUGAUGAACAAGCUGAACCAUGGCGGUCUGCAUUUGAAAAAGAACUUACGGAAUAUAUCAAGGAACGUUAUACAUAUGGUGCUUGCAUGGUCAUCGGUGGAAGUGAUGCAGAUACAAUAACGUUAGCUGCUUUUAUUGAAAGCCACAAGUUCGAACCGAAAAAUUUCUGGAAUGGACGCUGGCGUUCAAAAUGGUCAUUGGCUUUUGCAAAAGGUCAAAACGAAUGUGAACUUACGGGACUUAUCAAAGCGCAAGUUCACUAUUUUGAAGAUGGUAAUGUACAAUUAGUCAGUAGCAAAGAUAUUACCGAAACGAUUUCAAUCCAAGACGAAGCAGCAACUGCUAAGGAAAUUAUUCGAAUUAUCCGUCAAUCAGAAGACAAUUACCAACAAGCGGUUAACGAAAACUAUCAAGUUAUGUCCGAUUCGACAUUCAAAGCACUGCGUCGUCAAUUACCAAUAACGAAGGCAAAAAUUGACUGGACAAAAAUUACUGCCUAUAAAAUCGGAUCCGAACUUAAAAAUGCUUAA